Penicillium alfredii is the source of this 405-nucleotide messenger RNA. RefSeq names its product RidA family protein. The record is from RefSeq and is a predicted model, not a curated record. Gene Ontology annotation, molecular function: deaminase activity. Lineage: Eukaryota; Fungi; Ascomycota; Eurotiomycetes; Eurotiales; Aspergillaceae. Gene Ontology annotation, cellular component: cytosol. Bases 1 to 405 code for a protein of 134 amino acids. The transcript has 2 exons.
AUGUCCCACCUAACUUACUACAACUACGACGGCGUCGGCAAAAGAAACCAAGUCAACUUCAAGUACAGCCAGGCAGUCCGGAUCGGCGAUCGCAUCGAAUGCGCCGGACAAGGCGGAUGGGACCCCAUGAGUGGCGAGUUCCAUAGAGAAAUCAACGCGCAGAUCGACCAGGCAUUUGCCAACGUCGAGCUCAACCUGAAGAAUGCCGGCGGCAAGGGCUGGGAGCAGGUGUUCCGCGUGAACUCGUAUCAUGUGCCAAUUAACAACGAGGCACUUGAGGCGAUGGUUCGCAAUUUUAAGAAGUAUAUGCCCCGGCAUGAGCCUAUCUGGACGUGUGUUGGGGUGAGUCGGUUGGGCGAGGAUGAUAUGCGAGUUGAGAUUGAGGUGGUUGCGCAUGACCCUUGA